AUGCCUGCCAUUGAUAGAGAAGCUCUAGAGAAAGAAUAUAGAAAGCUAACUGCUAGAAACGACGAUAUUAUAAGACAGGAAGCAACUAGUAAGAAAGAAUAUGCCACGUUCUCAAGGAAAGAAACGAGUAUAAUCACCCUGUUACAAAGUUUAGAACCCACUUUGCAGGAUAUGCAUGAAUUGAAAAAUAACGAACCGAGAUUGAUCUCAGAGGAAACUAUAGCAAAAGUGCCAGGAUUGAGUUGGUAUAAUGAGCAAAUUAAGUUAGUGCAAGAAUCUGGGGACAAGGAUGAUUUCGAUGUACCGCCCGAAUUGAGAGAAUCAUACGAGCUGUUUAAAGGAUUGGCUUUGUUACCUAAAGAUGGUAAAUCACUCUCCGAGUAG
Nakaseomyces glabratus is the source of this 384-nucleotide messenger RNA. It is a transcript of the gene IES5, whose product is annotated as Ies5p. Gene Ontology annotation, cellular component: Ino80 complex. The record is from RefSeq and is a predicted model, not a curated record. NCBI's taxonomy places the organism in Eukaryota, Fungi, Ascomycota, Saccharomycetes, Saccharomycetales, Saccharomycetaceae.